Molecule: messenger RNA, 3357 nt
Organism: Mercenaria mercenaria
Lineage: Eukaryota; Metazoa; Mollusca; Bivalvia; Venerida; Veneridae
Product: E3 ubiquitin-protein ligase TRIM33-like
Exons: 2
Coding region: 421-3123 (900 amino acids)
Biological process (GO): positive regulation of DNA-templated transcription
Cellular component (GO): nucleoplasm; chromatin
Molecular function (GO): ubiquitin-protein transferase activity; zinc ion binding
Source: RefSeq, a predicted model, not a curated record
AAAUUUACAUUUUACAUACUAUAAUAUAAUAUACUCUAUCUACAAGGCAAUGGCCCGGAGAAACAGUUUAUGGCUAUUUCAAGUGUUUAAGUUUUUGUGAAAUUUAUUGUUAGACGAUGCAUUGUUGAUUCACGAAGAAGUGGUUCUUAUCUACUUGGGUGUAAAACAAGGCAUUGUGCUAGGUCUUCUUCUAAAUCCAGACUUCAAAGAGAUGGAGUGAUACGGAUAAUUCACGCUGAACUUUUGUAAAUAUGGAGAGAAUUACAAUGAAAUGGAUGGAAAUUUGAAGUAAAUGCUGUGAAGUAUACGGUCACCUGAUACCAAUUUAGAGGGAUAUGUUAAAUUUGGACAUCAGCUGGUCUUUGCUAAUACAGUUUGAAGUGUCCGGAGACAGAACCCUACACGUAGAGCGGUGUCCGUAUGAUGGAUACCCUUCAGCAAAUAAAGGAUGAAUUCUUGGUCUGCCCAAUAUGUUUACGUCAUUACAAGGAGCCAAAAUUACUUCCAUGUCUACACACCUUCUGUCUACAAUGCCUAGAAGACUUUGUUCAUAAAACAGAUAACAAAAAACAUAUCGAAAAUGGUGAUUCUUCAGAGGAAAGUCCACGCAAUGUUGUUUUUAAAUGUCCCGUAUGUAGAGGGGACACAACUUUUGUUAUUUCCGAGGACAGGAAGAAAAUAGAGAGCGGAUUUUCCGAUAAUCAUUUAAUUUCAAACAUUAUGGAGAAAAUUGAUGUUCAUAAAGAGGAGCAAGUAUGCGAGUCUUGUACAGCUCGGGGUCAAGGUCACAAAGUGGCCAAGGCUGAGGUGUGGUGCCAAAACUGCAAAGUCUCUUUUUGUGACAGUUGCAUCAAAGCUCAUAAUGUGAUCAAAGCUUGCCGAGAUCACGUGGUAAUGUCUAUAAGAGAUAUAAGAGUGAACCCACUGCAAACACUGAAAAACACUAAGCGAGAGAUUCCGUGUUCAGAACACAAAGAUAAGGUGUUGGAGUUUUAUUGUUUAGAUUGCCGUGUUGCCAUUUGUUCCACGUGCGUUGCUGUGCAACACAGACGAUGUGAAACGGUCGAAACAUGCGCAGACUCUGCGCGGAAACUAAAACCGGAAACUGAAAGUGUACUUAAAGAUCUUGAUACGCAAGAAGUGUCACUGACAGACUGGCAACAAGAACAUUUGCGCGAAAUCGAAGAAUUAGAGGAAAAUAAAAGUUCGCUGAUAACUGAAAUAAAAACAGUUCGCAAAAACGUUGAUUAUCAUUUAGCAAAAUUAGAACAAUCCGUUUUGGAAGAGCUAGACGUUAAACAUACAAACGCCAUCAUGGGAGUGAAAGAAAGACUGCAAGAAAUAGAAGACCUAAAGAAAAAUCUUGAAAAUACAAACAGGUUUCUAAGACACUUGGUGCAAUUUGGUAGUGAUUCUGAAUUUCUCUCUGUGUUCGACAAAAUCAAACAGCAAAUAAUAGAGAUGAACACGGGUAUCAAUAGACGCAAAAUAGCAAAACUACUUUUCCGGCAUAAAUUUGCUUUAGACACGACUCUUAGUCGUAUUUUUGACCUGAAGUCUCUUGGAAAGAUAGUAGAUGUUGUCGAUAUGAACAAAGACAGUUUUCCGAUGAACGGAGAAAAUGGCAUCGGUCCGCCUUCACCUGUGAGAAAAAGUUCUAUCAAACGGACUGGUACAUUCAGAGUAGACAAAGCAGAGGAGGAACAACAAGCUCAGCAGCAGCAGCAACAGCAAGAAAAGAUCAAACCACAAAAGCAACAAAUUGCUCUCCAGCCAGUACCGUCGCCGAGCAAACACUCUUCCCGGAGCAGUCUGUCGACAAAUUCACCGUCAACGUCAAAUGACUCGAUGAGCUCUCAAGAAAUGCUUGAGGCGACACCAAGACGCCAUGCUGUGUCUAUAAGGGCAAGGCAACAACAGGAGACGUCUGCUCGACUAGCUGCUGGAUCUACUGGCUCCCUUCCUCGCCCAACAAAGCGUGUGAACAGCUCAAUAGAAUUUCGAAAAUCGCAAGCUAUACAGUCAACUCCAUCAAAAGGUACAAAGACACCACCAAUACAGCGACGGCGAGCACAAAGUACCAUCAACGGUAGACCUCCGGUCGGUGACAAACCAGUUAGGCCCGAGAGAAGGUCUAAAACUCCUGAUCAUAAUAUGCGGUCGCCGGCUAGUACCCCAAAUACCAGCAGGAAAGCUACUGAAGGCGUACUUUCGCCUCCACUUGCAAGAAGAUCAGAAAUUACUCCUCCAAAGUCACCGAAGCAGCCAAGACCUGCUCCAAUUAUGGAUAAAACCAACGCUCAGUUACUCUGUGCUUUCAACGGUCGCACAGACAGCGAUAACAAAAAAUGUUGGCCUCUGGACGUUACCGUAUUAUGUGACGGAACACCAGUUAUUACAGAUUUCCAUAAUAAGAAGAUAAAGGCUUUUGACGCAACUGGUAUGGUAAUGUGUGAUGUGUUAUUGCCUUCUUGGCCUCAUGGUAUUGCUAAUGUAGAGAAAUCCGAUGUGGCUGUUACUCUACCAGAAAUAUCAACGCUUGUCUUUGUAACGGUUAACGAAAAGACAAUGUUGCUACAGAAACGAAUUAAAACUGUAAAACAGUAUCGUGGUAUUUGUUGUCACGAGGAGAGCGUUGGUGGCAAACCGGUGAUAAUUGUCUCAUGCUGCGCUUCCAAUAAUCAGUCGGUAGAUGUCUUGUCUCUUGAUGGUGAAAUCCUUAAAAGCCAUCGCCAUGACAAUCGGCAACCAGGUCGUACCUUGUUUACAUGGCCUUACUAUGUUACUGUAAACAAUGAAGGGGAGAUAAUUGUAUCAGAUUGUGAAACGAAGACUGGAUUGCUCUACCUUGACAAGAAAGGCGAUGUCAAAUAUGAUUACCUUGCCAUACAAGUAGUCAUACAGGAUCCACGUGGUAUAUGUACCGAUCUGGACGGAAAUGUCUAUCUUGCCGAUAAGUCUGCACACGCAAUACAUAGUCUAACUUCCGACGGUCAUUACAGGAAAUGUGUAGUUAGCGCACGUGACGAACUUAUUCAGCCAAUCGCAGUUUGUGUAAGCCCAUUUGGACAUAUAAUUGUUACACAGGACAAUGGCGAUAUCAAAGUGUAUGCUAUUGACUAAAUGCACCCAACAAGAAAGUGUACUUUAUUUAUUUGUGCUUCAAGUAAGAGGUCCCCGUCGGGUUUCGCUACUUUUGCACAAUAGAAUUAGUGUUGAAAAAGAGGAUACUAAUAUAUAUCAACUGAAUUGUUCUGUAUUUGUAUUUCUGUUACGUUUUGUUAUUUCCUUAUUCAAAAAUAUUAUAUUCCUGUAUAGAGUUUAGAGUACUAAAAUAUGAAUAAAAUAUUUAUGUUA